UCCUGUUCAUUUGCUCUACCUGCCAUCAUGCUCCGCAUCUUUCUUUCCACUCUUGCGAUCCUUCAUUUGAGUUUUGUCGAAGGCCACCUGGUAACUGGAGCUCUGAGGCAGACUGUGAAGCUCUCAUCUCAGACAAGCUGCAGUGAAGGAGCCGCUAAACUGAUCCGCAGGCUGGCAGAUGACAGCGCAGUGCCUGUUGCCUCAGCUCCUGUUAACCAGCCUUUAAAGCCGGUGGAAGCAUAUAGAGGGAGGAUGGAUAUCUCUUCAUCAGGAGUUUAUCUGAAGGACGUCAACUAUAAUGAUAACGGACAUUAUGAAUUCCUCUGCGGUGGCAACAUGAUUAUUAUCAGGCUGGAUGUUCUGGUUAUCUUGGAUAUUUCAGUGUGUGAAGGGCAAACAGUGAGACUUCCCUGCUUCUCUCAAACUCUGGGUGAACAUGUGGAGUCUGUUCAGUGGGAUACAAAGGAGAAGCCUGUAAUAAAAGUGGAACUCUCCAGCCAAACGGCUGAAUAUGCAGAAGGGUUUAAAGACCGCGCGUCUUUCUCUGACUUGGAGUCUGGGGACCUGUCGCUGAUCCUGCAGCAGGUCCAGCUGGAGGAUCAAGGGGACUAUUUCUGCUUUGCCCAGGGAGGCUCCAGGGGGAAGAGACGCCCUGCUGCAUGGAGACUGGAGGUCCAUCAGGAGCAAUGUAACAAUAAACCAUCCACCACUCCACCUCAAACAACACAGGGGCCACCUGGACUAAAGGAACCACAUGUUAUCAUCGCAGUCCUGACGGCACUGCUGCUGGUUUCUGUUGCUUUUUCCAUCUGGAUGGGUUGCUGCCUCUGGUCUCAUAGAUCCGCCUCAUCAGCAGGGAAGGAAAACUGUCUACAAAUGGCAUGCUUGAAGAAAGAAAGCUGCACAUCGAUCGAAGGAGAUGGACUGUAAUAUGUUGAAUUUGUUGGUAAUUGGAAUUUUGUAAAGUUUCUCAUGGUCAGCAUAGUGGAACAGAGCCUGUAUGUGGGAUGUGGAAGGAGGGACGGUCAGGGUUUGAGCCACUUUAUUUCAGUAAGUUGGCUCCAAGAAGAACAUUAAGACAUACAAAUAUUAACAAGUGUAUGGUUUGCCUCCAACAGGAUGCAAAACAAAUCAGAAUGACUCAGUGGCCUAAGCACAUUUUCCCUGCAGUGAUGCAGAUAAGAAUGUUGAAAAGGUGCAUUAAACAGGUGCAGGGCGGUGUCGGAAUCUUUUUUUGCAUUAAAACAGAAAUACUGUGAA
Messenger RNA from Cyprinodon tularosa, 1260 nucleotides. RefSeq lists its product as uncharacterized. Gene Ontology annotation, biological process: T cell costimulation; immune response; negative regulation of T cell proliferation. Gene Ontology annotation, cellular component: external side of plasma membrane. The record is from RefSeq and is a predicted model, not a curated record. Lineage: Eukaryota; Metazoa; Chordata; Actinopteri; Cyprinodontiformes; Cyprinodontidae. Bases 28 to 930 code for a protein of 300 amino acids. The transcript has 2 exons.